AUGAAGUAUGAUGCAUGGAUUCUGCUUGGAUCGCUUGCCUUUGUCUUUCUACUUUCGGCCAUCAUCAUGGUUUUGACAAAAGGACAGACUGUCAACAACAAACAUGAGAUAAGAAUAGGAAUGAUAGGUGCUCUGAUGUUUGGAUAUAUUGCAUGGGCUUGUGUGUACAUGUCACAGAUAAAGCCAUUUGUCAGUCCAUAG
Molecule: messenger RNA, 201 nt
Organism: Ordospora colligata OC4
Lineage: Eukaryota; Fungi; Microsporidia; Ordosporidae
Product: subunit H of ATP synthase
Exons: 1
Coding region: 1-201 (66 amino acids)
Biological process (GO): proton transmembrane transport
Cellular component (GO): proton-transporting V-type ATPase, V0 domain
Molecular function (GO): proton-transporting ATPase activity, rotational mechanism
Source: RefSeq, a predicted model, not a curated record